Molecule: messenger RNA, 2542 nt
Organism: Ceratotherium simum simum (southern white rhinoceros)
Lineage: Eukaryota; Metazoa; Chordata; Mammalia; Perissodactyla; Rhinocerotidae
Gene: SAMHD1
Product: SAM and HD domain containing deoxynucleoside triphosphate triphosphohydrolase 1
Biological process (GO): dGTP catabolic process; regulation of innate immune response; defense response to virus
Cellular component (GO): nucleus
Molecular function (GO): dGTPase activity; protein binding
Source: RefSeq, a predicted model, not a curated record
UGCGCCGGAGGCCAGUAGGCUGGCAGGGCUGAGCCGACUCACCUCUAGCGUCGCGCCGUCAGUGCGCCUGCGCGUGGCCCCGGCGCCGCGGUUCUUGACUGUGCAGCGCCGGGCGCCGGCAGUAGCCAUGCAGAAAGCCGACUCCGAGCAGCCCGCUAAGCGGCCCCGACACGAUGGCAGCCCAAGAACCCCGCCCAGCACCCCUUCCGCAGCGGCGGAGAGGUCCCCGGGCCCCGACCUCCCUUCCGACCACCAGACCUGGGGCCCGGAGCAGGUGUGCUGCUUCCUAAAGCGCUGUGGCUUCGGUGAUCCCGGACUGCUGGAGCGCUUCCGAGAAAAUGAAAUCACAGGUUCAUUACUGCCCUAUCUUGACGAGUCUCUUCUUGAAGAGCUUGGCGUAAGUUCCUUGGGGGAGAGAAAGAAGCUGCUUAAUUAUAUCCAACAACUGAGUCAAAUUCAUGUUGAUACUAUGAAGGUAAUUAAUGAUCCUAUCCAUGGCCACAUUGAACUCCACCCUCUCCUCAUCCGAAUCAUUGACACACCUCAAUUUCAGCGGCUUCGAUAUAUUAAACAGUUGGGAGGCGGUUACUAUGUUUUUCCAGGAGCUUCACACAAUCGAUUUGAGCAUAGUCUAGGUGUGGGGUAUCUAGCAGGAUGUCUGGUUCGCGCAUUACGUGAGAAACAACCAGAGCUGCAGAUAAGUGAACGAGAUAUGCUCUGCGUUCAGAUUGCUGGGCUUUGUCAUGAUCUUGGUCAUGGGCCAUUUUCUCAUAUGUUUGAUGGAAGAUUUAUUCCACUGGCUCGCCCAGAUGUGAAAUGGACGCAUGAAGAGGGCUCAGUUAAGAUGUUUGAGCACCUAGUUAAUUCUAAUGGACUCAGAGCUGUCAUGGAACACUAUGGUCUCAUUCCUGAAGAAGAUAUUUGCUUUAUCAAGGAACAAAUUACAGGACCACUUGAAACACCCACCAAAGAUUUUUUGUGGCCAUACAAAGGGCGUCCUAAAGAGAAAAGCUUCCUUUAUGAGAUAGUGGCCAAUAAAAGAAAUGGCAUUGAUGUGGACAAAUGGGAUUAUUUUGCCAGGGACUGUCAUCAUCUUGGAAUCCAAAAUAAUUUUGAUUAUAAGCGCUUUGUUAAGUUUGCCCGUGUCUGUGAAGUAGAUAAUAGGAAGCAUAUUUGUACUAGAGAAAAGGAGGUUGGGAAUCUGUAUGAUAUGUUCCACACACGCAACUGUUUGCACCGUAGAGCUUAUCAACACAAAGUUGGCAACAUCAUUGAUACAAUGAUUACAGAUGCUUUCCUCAAAGCAGACCCCUACAUAGAGAUUACAGGUGCUGAAGGAAAAAAGUAUCAUAUUUCUACAGCAAUUGAUGACAUGGAAGCCUUCACUAAGCUAACAGAUAAUAUUUUUCUGGAGAUUUUGUACUCUACUGAUCCCAAAUUGGAUGCAGCACGAAAGAUUUUAAAAAAAAUUGAAUACCGUAAUCUAUACAAGUAUGUGGGUGAGACUCAGCCAGUGGGACAAACAAAGAUUAAAAGGGAAAGCUAUGAACGCCUUCCAAAAGAGGUUGCCAACGCUAAACCUAAGGACGUGUUGCUAGAAGCUGAACUGAAGGCUGAAGAUUUCGUAGUGGAUGUUAUCAACAUGGAUUAUGGAAUGGAAGACAAGAAUCCUAUUGAUCAUGUUCGCUUCUAUUGUAAGAGUGACCUCAGGAAAGCAAUCAUGAUUACAAAAAAUCAGGUGUCACAACUUUUGCCAGAGAAAUUUGCAGAGCAGCUAAUCCGAGUAUAUUGUAAGAAGACGGAUGAGAAGAGUUUGUUUGCUGCACGACAGCAUUUUGUUCAGUGGUGCUUAGUCAAAAAUUACACCAAGCCGCAGGAUGGUGAUGUUGUAGCCCCACUUAUAACACCUCUAAAACGGGAGUGGAAUUACACGGAUUCAGCCCAGAGUCCAGCUCGCAUCCGAGAACCAGCCAGAUUCAGAGUCCGGCUUUUUCCGGAUGACUCCACGUGAAUGUCUGCCAUCAGUUGUUUACAAAGAACCCCCCCCCCCCCCGAACACAAUUAACUAAUUUAGGGAAUUCAAUCAUAGAGUUUUACAAAUUUAGUGACGACUAGUGCUUUUUAUUUUAUAUUUUGAAUGUACACACGUGCUGAGGCUAGGUAAUUUUUUUUUGAGGUAACACUGGUUUAUAACAGAUUUCAGGUGUGCAACAUCAUAGUUUGACAUCUGUAUAUACUACAGCGUGCUCACCACCGAAAGUCUAGUUUCCGUCCAUCACCAUGCAUUUGACCCCCUUUACCCGUUUUGUCCUCCCCCCACCCCCCUUCCCCUCUGGUAACCACCAGUCUGUUAUCUGUGAAGCUAAGUAAUUUUUAUGCAAAGAAACAAAAAGGUAUUAGGUAAAUCUUGCUAUACAUACUAUGAAAAGCAUUACCUUGCCUAUUUUUAGUAUUAAUUAAAGGCUUUCUCCUUUAGUAGUCUAUUUUCUUAGAAUAACAAUCCUUUUAUGUACUCUGAAUUCUUAUGACGUACGAUUGUUUU